Molecule: messenger RNA, 3028 nt
Organism: Ipomoea nil (Japanese morning glory)
Lineage: Eukaryota; Viridiplantae; Streptophyta; Magnoliopsida; Solanales; Convolvulaceae
Product: putative disease resistance RPP13-like protein 1
Exons: 2
Coding region: 101-3028 (975 amino acids)
Biological process (GO): defense response to fungus
Molecular function (GO): ADP binding
Source: RefSeq, a predicted model, not a curated record
UGAUAUAUGUUAGCAACAGACAGACACAAGCAAAGCAAAGAACCUUAUCAUCUCCUCUCUCUCUAAAAGUCAUUCAGUCUCCACUGCUACAGAGUGAAUCAUGGCCGACGCUAUCAUCUCCAUUGUUGUGGAUCAGCUGUCCAUCAUCAUCAAGGAACAAGCCCAGGAGCUAAGAGCAGCGUUGGGUGUGGAGAAGGAGAUCAAAAACCUCUCAUCAAAGCUCAACAAAAUCAGGGCGGUGUUGGUCGAUGCAGAGAGGAGAAGCUUCAAGGAAGAGAGCGUCAAGCUGUGGGUGGAAGAGAUGAAAGCCUUCUGCUAUGAUGUGGAAGAUGUUCUUGACGAGUGGAGCACCAGAAGUCGCAGACAACAGAUGGAGAGGUCGUCCCAGGUUGCAGCAGCUCCAACUGCAGGAAGCUGUAGCUCUUUCCUGCCUUCUUGUUUCCAUUUCAAAAGGAUUGUUAUGCAUCGAGACAUCGCCAACAAAAUAAAGGAUCUUGAUUCCAGACUUGAUCGGAUUACGAGAGAGAAAGAUCAGUUCAAAUUUGAUCAAGCAUCUAUAGCGCGCACACACACUUGUGAUCAAGAAUGGAAGCCAGUGCCCACUACUGCAUAUGUGGAUGCAUCAGUGAUUCAAGGUCGGGAAUCCGAUGCCAGUGCUUUAAUAAGCAAGUUGCUUCAAGGUCCCCCUGGCCCUCUCGUCAUUUCCAUAGUGGGCGCGGGAGGGAUAGGGAAAACUACCCUUGCUCAACUAGUCUAUAACGAUCAACAGAUAAAGGCUCAUUUUCCUCAAAGGGUGUGGGUUUGUGUUUCACAACCUUUUGACGAGAUCAAGAUUGCGAAAGCCAUUGUUGAGUCAACCACUAAAAGCUCCACAGAUCUGUCUCAAUUGCAAGUGUUACUGGACAAAAUCCAAACCACUUUGUCUCAUAAAAGGUUCCUACUUGUGUUGGAUGAUGUGUGGACAGAGGAUUAUGCAAAGUGGGAGCCAUUUAACAACUGUCUCAAGGAUCUUGGUAACAACUGUUCUGGGAGUAGAAUCUUGGUGACCACAAGAAAAACGAACGUUGCAAGAAUGAUGGGAAGUGUGUAUGAGCAUCCAGUGGACCUAAUAUCCGACACAGAUGCUUGGUCGUUGCUUAGCAGGAUAGCAUUUUCCGGGGGAAACAGCAGCAACAGCAGGGAGCAGAAACUGAAAGAAAUUGGUAAGCAAAUUGCUCAAAAGUGCAAAGGACUGCCACUUGCUGUUAAGGUCAUGGGAAGCCUGCUACAAUGCAAAGAUACUGAGGAGGAAUGGCAAUAUGUUUUAUCCAACCUGGAUGAUAAAGUUUGGACGACGAUGGUGAAAGUGGAAACAGAUCUCUUUCCUCAUUUGCAUCUAAGCUAUGAUGAUUUAACCCCACAGAUGAAGAGAUGUUUCUCAUAUUGUGCUGUCUUUCCCAAGGAUUAUAGAUUAUAUGUAGAUGAGCUCAUCGGAAUUUGGAUGGCACAAGGUUAUCUCACAACAACAAAUGGCAGCAAUGAUCAUAAUCAGAUGGAACAAAAAGGCCGGGAGGUUUUUGGGAAUUUAACAAUGCGUUCUUUGUUCCAAGAUUUUGAGAAAGAUGACAUGGAUUCGAACAUCAUUAUAUCAUGCAAAAUGCAUGACAUAGUGCAUGAUUUUGCAGAGUUUCUUACCAAAAAUGAAUGCUACAGUGUUGAUCGGCAAGAGGAUAAGGUGAAGAUUGAAAAUUUACGGCACCUAUCAUGGCAGAAAAUUGGAAGGCCUAUGGAUCUUGAUUCCAUUUGUGAUGCCUUUGGAAAACUUCGCAGUUUUUUUGCUGAAGACCUUUCUCCAGAACAACUUACUCCAAAAAUGUUCAAUGGUCUAAAAUGUGUAAGAGUAUUGAGAUUGUGGGGCUGUAAGUUGCAGAAACUCCCAAAAGAGAUUGGAGAUUUGCUUCAACUGAGAUACAUUGAUUUGAGUUGGAGCAACAUAGAGGAGUUACCUGAUUCAAUUUGCUCUUUGGAUAACUUGGAAAUUCUAGAUCUUAAAUCAUGUCAGUGUCUUUCUAGACUUCCUGAAGGGAUUGGAAAUUUGUGUCACCUAAGAAAGAUUGAUUUAAGAUGGAGCAAAAUAGAGGAGUUACCUGAUUCAAUUUGCUCUUUGGAUAACUUGCAAACACUACAUCUUAACAGUUGUCGCGUUCUUUCUAAACUACCUAGAAAGAUUGGAAAUUUGCAUCACCUAAAGUUGAUUGAUUUAAGAUGGAGCACAAUAGAGGAGUUACCUGAUUCAAUUUGCUCUUUGGAUAACUUGAAAAUUCUAGACCUUAGAAAAUGUGAGUGUCUUUCUAGACUUCCUGAAGGGAUUGGAAAUUUGCAUCACCUAAGCAUGAUUGAUUUAAGUUUGACCAAAUUUCAGGAGUUACCUGAUUCAAUUUGCUCUUUGGAUAACUUGAAAAUUCUAAACCUUGAAGGAUGUGAGUGUCUUUCUAGACUUCCUGAAGAGAUUGGAAAUUUGCGUCACCUAAGCGAGAUUAAUUUAGGUGGGACCAAAGUUGAGGAGUUACCUGAUUCAAUUUGCUCUUUGGAUAACUUGGAAAUUCUAGACCUUGGAGGAUGUGAGUGUCUUUCUAGACUUCCUAAAGGGAUUGGAAAUUUGCGUCACCUAAUCAAGAUUGCUUUAAGUCUGAGCAAAGUUGGGGAGUUACCUGAUUCAAUUUGCUCUCUGGAUAACUUGGAAAUUCUAGACCUUGAAGGAUGUGAGUGUAUUUCUAGACUUCCUGAUGAGAUUGGAAAUUUGCGUCACCUAUGGAUGAUUGAUUUAAGUAAAAGCAAAGUUGAGGAGUUACCUGAUUCAAUUUGCUGUUUGGAUAACUUGAAAAUUCUAGAUCUUAAACUAUGUCAGUGUCUUUCUAGACUUCCUGAAGGGAUUGGAAAUUUGCAUAAGUUAAGAUUGAUUGAUUUAAGAGGGUGCAAAGUAGAAGUGUUGCCUGAUUCAAUUUACUCUUUGAAGGACUUGAAAAUUCGACAAGGCAACCUGAUUUGA